Messenger RNA from Kluyveromyces marxianus DMKU3-1042, 282 nucleotides. RefSeq names its product ubiquitin-binding ESCRT-I subunit protein MVB12 (gene MVB12). Gene Ontology annotation, molecular function: ubiquitin binding. Bases 1 to 282 code for a protein of 93 amino acids. The record is from RefSeq and is a predicted model, not a curated record. The transcript has a single exon. Lineage: Eukaryota; Fungi; Ascomycota; Saccharomycetes; Saccharomycetales; Saccharomycetaceae. Gene Ontology annotation, biological process: endosome transport via multivesicular body sorting pathway. Gene Ontology annotation, cellular component: ESCRT I complex.
AUGGACCAGUACCUACGUAAAGUGGUGUUGUACCACUCAUUAGAAUCGUCAGAAAAAUGGCCAAAGGCAAGAAGGAAGCUGAACCUGGGGAGUUUGCAGGUGAUGCCCGAUGCAGGGACGCAAGAAUUGGCCCAGGUGGCCCAGAUUUGCGAUGGGUUGAGCCAGGAGCUUGAAAACCGACGCAAGUCUGAACAACAGUUCGACCAAUGGUACCAGGAAACGUACUUGGCCUCGAAACCAAAGGGUCUUCUGGAACAGUUGGCACCAAAGAGACGAGCAUAG